AUGGCCACUGGCACGGAACUCGAGCUCGAACUCCCAUCUCAUAAUAUCUCGGAUAUAUGGCCGGAGUUUCUUAAUCGUCACCGAAAACAUAAGGGUAACGGUGGUAGCGAUGACAACGACGAUGAACGGUUGUUCCAGUUCUGCUGGCGACGGCAAUCGUGUGGGUCCUGUCUGGAGGCGUCGAAGGCGUGUAGUUGGUGUGCCAUUUCCUCAACCUGCAUCCCCAACCGCUCCCCCUUCCCCCUCCUCGCCCCUCUGGAAAAUCACACCCUCUGCCCACUCGGCCCUCACGAGCGCUGGGAGCUACGCUCAACCCCGCUUGGCUGCAAUGUCAGCACCGCCACGUUCUUGACUGGUGUGGUUUCAGUGCUGAGCACAUUGGUGCUUGUGUUGGUAGGGUGGGUGGUGGUGGUGUUUAUGAAGAUGGGGUGGAGGGGGUUUGUGUCGAUGAGGAGGAGGGAAAAUGGAACGGGAACGGGGGCGGGUCCAGGGUCGGGAUGGGAAUGGAUGGAUGGGUUUAGAUUUGUUGUUGGUGGCAGGCGAUGGUUGGAUAGGAUGGGGCAAAGAAGGGUUGUGGUUGUUUUUGAUGAAGGGAGAGAUGGGGGGGAGAGGAGGCCGUUGCUGGUCUAG
Paracoccidioides brasiliensis Pb18 is the source of this 630-nucleotide messenger RNA. RefSeq lists its product as uncharacterized. Bases 1 to 630 code for a protein of 209 amino acids. The record is from RefSeq and is a predicted model, not a curated record. The transcript has 2 exons.